Molecule: messenger RNA, 771 nt
Organism: Hydatigera taeniaeformis
Lineage: Eukaryota; Metazoa; Platyhelminthes; Cestoda; Cyclophyllidea; Taeniidae
Source: the annotation of a GenBank genome assembly
AUGGCUGCCUUCAAUUUGGGUGAUCAGGCCAACGUCCACAUCACGGCAGGCAUGUGCGGCCAGGUGCCGACAGAAGAUGAGGUUUCUGGUAAACAGCCUAUCCAGGACGAGUUCCGUCCAGGCUACCUUGUUCUCAAGGGACUUGGAAUGAAGAGACUCCUCGGAGACCUCCUAGUUAACACUGAGGCAUGGGCUUCAGAGACCUCGGUAUUCUUCACGCUGAAGAUAAAACCAGGAUACAAGGGCGAGUUGUUUGCUGUCUACAGCUCGCAGGGUCGAGUCCUCCUCUCCGUAGGUGUCGAUAAGCGAGUAGUAGUGGCCUAUCAGGAGGCCGCAUCCGGCGUUAGAGCCGCCCGCAUCUCCGCUACCGGUACUACCAUCCACAGGGAGAAGAUUGGACCCGCUCUCGAUGACAAUGAAUGGCAUCGUGUUGGGUUGAAUUUCAAGGAUGGUCGUGUGCGCCUCGCCGUUGACUGCAAGACAAUAGAGGGCUCAACUACCAUCCUUCCCGUCAAGUUCAUUGACAAACGCAAUACCCUCAGCCUCCUGCCAAAUGGUCUUGAUGGAGUCUUGCAAGAUCUAAUGUUGGUGCAAGGCGACCGGAGUCUGGAGCAGCAGUGCCUCAUUUAUACGCCCGACUGCCCUGCUGACGGUGAUGAUGCUAUGAUGAAUGAUGAGGUGGGCUGCUAUUCAAGGGCUGAAUCCCCAGAAUCCUCAUUGCUUACAAUAGCAUUUUUAGUUUUCCCCCUUGUUCUCAAUGCAUUCAUGUGA